AUGGGCUCACCGCUCUUAGUUUCGCUGUCAAAUCUUUCCCCAACCUUGUCCUCCCUUGGGGCUUUGCUCGAGGUUGCUGAUCUGGUCAUUCCACUGAGAGAGCUGGCUCAUACGGAUUCAAAUGUUGCGUAUAAUUUGUGGGUGUUGGUCUUCCCCAUUGUCUGGGUGAGUUUACACAAGGACGAACAAGUAGCACUUGCUAAGCCAAUGAUAACUCUCUUAUCAAAAGAUUAUCACAAGAAGCAGCAGGCACACCGGCCAAAUGUUGUGCAGGCUCUUUUGGAAGGACUUCAGUCAAGCCUCCCUCAGCCUCGAAUGCCUAGUGAACUCAUCAAAUACAUUGGAAAGACUUACAAUGCAUGGCACAUCGCAUUAGCUCUGCUGGAAAGCCAUGUAAUGUUGUCCUUGAAUGACUCAAAGUGCUCUGAGUCUUUGGCUGAGCUUUAUCGUUUGCUCAAUGAAGAAGAUAUGAGGUGUGGAUUGUGGAAGAAACGGUCAAUUACUGCAGAAACAAGGGCUGGGCUUUCACUUGUUCAGCAUGGUUACUGGCAGCGGGCUCAAAGCCUCUUUUACCAAGCCAUGGUUAAGGCAACCCAGGGCACAUACAACAACACAGUACCAAAGGCUGAGAUGUGUCUCUGGGAGGAGCAGUGGCUCUAUUGUGCUAGUCAACUAAGUCAGUGGGAUGUUUUAGUAGACUUUGGAAAACUUGUUGAGAAUUAUGAAAUAUUGCUUGAUAGUCUUUGGAAACAGCCAGAUUGGGCAUAUCUGAAAGAUCAGGUAAUUCCAAAGGCCCAAGUAGAAGAGACUCCAAAACUUCGUAUAAUCCAAGCCUAUUUUGCUCUUCAUGAAAAGAAUACAAAUGGCGUGGUGGAUGCUGAAAACAUGGUGGGAAAAGGUGUUGAUCUUGCUUUGGAACAGUGGUGGCAAUUGCCUGAAAUGUCUGUUCAUGCCAGAAUUCCUCUUUUGCAGCAGUUCCAACAGCUAGUUGAAGUUCAAGAAUCGGCCAGAAUCAUAGUGGAUAUUGCCAAUGGAAGCAAACUUUCUGGAAGUUCCGUUGGCGGUGUAAAUGGUGUGUAUGCCGAUCUCAAGGACAUCCUCGAGACCUGGAGACUAAGAACUCCAAAUGAAUGGGACAAUUCAUCUGUUUGGUAUGAUUUGCUCCAAUGGAGGAAUGAAAUGUAUAAUGCAGUCAUUGAUGCUUUUAAGGAUUUUGGCACCACAAAUUCACAACUUCAUCACCUCGGUUACCGUGACAAAGCAUGGAAUGUCAAUAAGCUUGCCCACAUUGCUCGGAAGCAGUGCCUGUAUGAUGUUUGUGUGUCUGUGCUGGAGAAGAUGUAUGGGCACUCAACGAUGGAAGUGCAGGAGGCCUUUGUUAAAAUAAGAGAACAAGCAAAGGCUUAUCUAGAAAUGAAGGGAGAACUUACCAGUGGUCUUAGCCUGAUCAACAGUACCAAUCUGGAAUAUUUUCCUGUUAAACAUAAAGCAGAGAUUUUUCGUAUUAAGGGUGAUUUCUUGAUGAAGCUAAAUGAUUGCGAAGGUGCCAAUCUUGCAUAUUCAAAUGCCAUAAGCCUCUUCAAAAACUUGCCUAAAGGAUGGAUUAGCUGGGGAAACUAUUGUGACAUGGCUUACUCAGAAACCAAUGAAGAGAUUUGGUUAAUAAAUUCUGUGAGCUGCUUUCUUCAAGGUAUCAAAUUUGGAAUUUCGAAUGCGAGAAGCCACCUAGCUCGUGUUCUAUAUCUUCUAAGCUUUGAUACUCCCAAUGAACCAGUGGGGAGAGCUUUUGAUAAGUACUUGGACCAGAUACCACAUUGGGUUUGGCUUUCUUGGAUUCCCCAGCUCUUGCUUUCCUUGCAGAGAGCUGAAGCUCCUCAUUGCAAACUUGUUCUUCUUAAAAUUGCCAAUGUGUACCCACAGGCAUUGUACUACUGGCUGCGCACAUAUUUGCUCGAACGUCGUGAUGUUGCAAAUAAGUCUGAAUUUGGAAGAUUGGCAAUGGCUCAGCAAAGAAUGCAGCAGAAUGUCUCUGGUGCUGGUGCUGGUGCUCCUGGCUCUAUUGGCUUGGCUGAUGGGAAUACAAGAGUGGCUNCUCAGCAAAGAAUGCAGCAGAAUGUCUCUGGUGCUGGUGCUCCUGGCUCUAUUGGCUUGGCUGAUGGGAAUACAAGAGUGGCUGGUCAGGGUGGGGUUUCUUUAGCUGACAAUCAAGUUCAUCAAGGAGGUCAACCUGGUGGUGGUGUAGGAUCUCACGAUGGUGCAAACUCUCAGGUGCAAGAACCUGAAAGGUCCACUUCUGUGGAAGGCACCAUGCAGACUGACCAACCUUUACAACAGGGUUCAUCAAAUAUUAAUGAUGGUGGUCAGAAUGCAUUAAGGCGUAAUGGUGCUUUGGGUUUGGUUGCUUCUGCUGCUAGUGCUUUUGAUGCUGCCAAGGAUAUAAUGGAAGCCCUUAGAAGCAAACACACUAAUCUGGCCAGCGAACUUGAGAUUCUGCUUACAGAAAUUGGCUCAAGAUUUGUCACCCUGCCAGAGGAGAGACUACUGGCCGUGGUUAAUGCUUUGCUUCACCGCUGUUAUAAGUACCCAACAGCAACUACAGCAGAGGUUCCACAGUCUCUCAAGAAGGAGCUCUCUGGUGUUUGCAAGGCCUGCUUUUCAGCAGAUGCUGUGAACAAGCAUGUUGAAUUUGUGAGGGAAUACAAGCUGGAUUUUGAACGCGAUCUUGAUCCAGAAAGCACCACCACAUUUCCAGCUACUCUUUCCGAGCUGACUGAACGAUUGAAGCACUGGAAAAAUGUUCUCCAAAGCAAUGUUGAGGACCGAUUUCCUGCUAUUUUGAAGCUGGAAGAUGAAAGCAGGGUGUUGCGUGACUUCCAUGUCGUUGAUGUCGAAGUUCCAGGACAGUAUUUUACUGAUCAGGAAGUUGCACCUGAUCAUACGAUAAAACUAGAUAGGAUUGGAGCUGAUAUUCCGAUUGUGAGAAGACAUGGAAGCAGUUUCCGGCGCUUGACUCUAAUUGGCUCAGAUGGCUCCCAGCGCUAUUUUAUUGUCCAGACAUCUUUGACUCCCAACGCUAGAAGUGAUGAACGCAUAUUACAGCUUUUCCGCGUCAUGAACCGAAUGUUUGAUAAACACAAGGAAUCCAGACGUCGCCACAUAUGCAUUCACACUCCAAUCAUCAUCCCUGUGUGGUCACAGGUCCGCAUGGUGGAAGAUGAUUUGAUGUACAGCACCUUCCUUGAGGUAUAUGAGAACCAUUGUGCAAGGAAUGACCGAGAGGCAGACUUACCUAUUACCUAUUUUAAGGAGCAACUGAACCAAGCUAUUUCUGGCCAGAUAUCACAAGAAGCUGUAAUGGAUCUCCGUCUCCAAGCUUAUAAUGACAUUACGAAAAAUGUUGUGACCGACAUAUUCUCGCAGUACAUGUACAAGACUCUGCUGAGUGGAAAUCGUAUGUGGGCUUUCAAAAAGCAAUUUGCCAUCCAGUUGGCCCUCUCAAGUUUCAUGUCAUAUAUGCUUCAGAUUGGGGGGAGGUCUCCAAACAAGAUAUUAUUUGCUAAGAACACUGGGAAAAUAUUCCAGACAGAUUUCCAUCCUGCAUAUGAUGCUAAUGGAAUGAUCGAGUUUAAUGAACCGGUGCCUUUCCGCUUGACAAGGAAUUUACAGGCAUUCUUCUCCCAUUUCGGUGUGGAAGGCCUUAUUGUGUCGGCCAUGUGUGCGGCAUCACAGGCUGUGGUCUCACCUAAACAAAGUCAGCAUUUAUGGCAUCAUCUAGCUAUGUUUUUCCGCGAUGAGCUAUUAUCUUGGUCUUGGAGAAGACCCCUUGGCAUGCCUCUGGCCCCUAUUAGUUUGAACCCUGUUGACUUCAAAAAGAAGGUCACCACAAAUGUCGACCAUGUUAUUGCUCGGAUCAAGGGAAUAGCCCCACAGUACAUCUCUGAAGAGUACAUGUACAAGACUCUGCUGAGUGGAAAUCGUAUGUGGGCUUUCAAAAAGCAAUUUGCCAUCCAGUUGGCCCUCUCAAGUUUCAUGUCAUAUAUGCUUCAGAUUGGGGGGAGGUCUCCAAACAAGAUAUUAUUUGCUAAGAACACUGGGAAAAUAUUCCAGACAGAUUUCCAUCCUGCAUAUGAUGCUAAUGGAAUGAUUGAGUUUAAUGAACCGGUGCCUUUCCGCUUGACAAGGAAUUUACAGGCAUUCUUCUCCCAUUUCGGUGUGGAAGGCCUUAUUGUGUCGGCCAUGUGUGCGGCAUCACAGGCUGUGGUCUCACCUAAACAAAGUCAGCAUUUAUGGCAUCAUCUAGCUAUGUUUUUCCGCGAUGAGCUAUUAUCUUGGUCUUGGAGAAGACCCCUUGGCAUGCCUCUGGCCCCUAUUAGUUUGAACCCUGUUGACUUCAAAAAGAAGGUCACCACAAAUGUCGACCAUGUUAUUGCUCGGAUCAAGGGAAUAGCCCCACAGUACAUCUCUGAAGAGGAGGAGAAUGCUGUGGACCCGCCUCAGUCUGUGCAGAGGGGUGUGACCGAGUUAGUUGAAGCCGCACUGACUCCCAGAAACUUGUGCAUGAUGGAUCCAACAUGGCAUCCCUGGUUUUAG
Molecule: messenger RNA, 4590 nt
Organism: Ilex paraguariensis (yerba mate)
Lineage: Eukaryota; Viridiplantae; Streptophyta; Magnoliopsida; Aquifoliales; Aquifoliaceae
Source: the annotation of a GenBank genome assembly